Purpureocillium lilacinum is the source of this 762-nucleotide messenger RNA. RefSeq lists its product as uncharacterized. NCBI's taxonomy places the organism in Eukaryota, Fungi, Ascomycota, Sordariomycetes, Hypocreales, Ophiocordycipitaceae. The record is from RefSeq and is a predicted model, not a curated record.
AUGCAUCCUUUACACGCAGCGACACUUCUCUCGCUCGGAUGGGCCGUCGCCGCAUUUGAUCCGGCAAAACGAUAUGCGUGCAGCAGCAGAGACUACGACUUUUGCCUAGACUCAUUUGUCUGGUGCGCCAGCCCAAACGAUGAUGACGAUAACAAGGGUUGCUCGUUCCCCGAAAACACCUUUCCCUACUACGACCGUGAGUCCGGGAGCAACCCGGCCUUGCUCCUCUGGAGCAAAAACUACACCAUUACAUGGAAGAAGACGGACGACAAGUAUCCCGUCCAGCUGCGGUGGGGCUUCUCGGUGCAGAGAGAUCCCCAGAAAUCUGGUUCCUGGUCAAAGAAUAUCACCAAGGGGGCCAAGAGCUUUUCGUUCACGUUCGAGGACCUUGCCGCUGAGAUUGGCAAUUCGUCCGACACCAACUUUACCGUCGCCGAAGUGAAGGGCUUCGCAGCGGACCUUACCAAUUCUUUCCAAAUCAGCCAGCCUGAAAAGUACGCCGCACAGGGAGAGGAAAACCGCUUCGACCACUCUGAUCAGUUCACCGUCCUGGACGAUAUAGCGUCCCGCUAUCUGAAGACGCAAGAGCAAAUUUCCCACCGCCAGACAUAUCACAAGUGGAAGCUUGGCGUCGGUAUCGGUGUUGGAGUCGGGGUCCCCAUUCUCAUGAUUGUAUCCAUGGUCAUGGGCUGGUGCCUCGGGAAAAGGGGCAGAGCGAAGCGGACCCCGAAGACCGUCUCUCCAAGGGCGUCGAUGGAAUAA